Molecule: messenger RNA, 942 nt
Organism: Notechis scutatus (mainland tiger snake)
Lineage: Eukaryota; Metazoa; Chordata; Lepidosauria; Squamata; Elapidae
Source: RefSeq, a predicted model, not a curated record
AUGAAGAAGGAAGAUUUGACCUGCGCUGAAAAUGGAGCUGAUAGCAAUGAAUGCUAUGCUUGUAAAGAUGGAAGCUAUCCAAACAGAAAUCAGGAUAGUUGCAAAUCUAAAAUUAUCAUAUUUUUUUCUUAUGGAGAACCUUUGGGGAUUAGUUUAGCUUUCUUUGCAUUUUUCUUUUCCUUGGUGUCAGUUAUGGUGCUUGUAAUUUUUAUGAAGAACCACAACACUCCCAUUAUUAUAGCCAAUAACCGAGACCUAACCUACAUUCUCCUCAUCUCUCUCCUGCUCUGCUUCCUUUCUACAUUUUUAUUUAUUGGUCGGCCCAAAAAGGUGAUAUGUCUUCUCCGACAAGCUGCUUUUGGCAUCUCCUUCUCCAUGGCUGUUUCUUCAGUGUUGGCAAAAACAGUCAAAGUGGUUUUGGCUUUCUUGGCCACCAAACCAGGUUCCAGAAUGAAAAUGUUUGUGGGAAAGAGACUUGCCAACUCCAUGGUCAUUUCCUGCUCUCUUAUUGAAACGGUAAUUUGUAUGUUGUGGCUGGCAAUAUCUCCCCCAUUCCCAGAUUUAGACAUGCAUUCAAUGGUUGAAGAAAGUAUUCUACGGUGUAACCAGGGAUCUGAGAUAAUAUUCUAUUGUGUUCUGAUUUACAUGGGCUUCUUAGCCUUUAUUAGUUUCAUUGUUGCUUUCUUAGCUAGAAAGUUACCAGAUACUUUCAAUGAAGCCAAGUUCAUUACUUUCAGCAUGUUGGUCUUCUGCAGUGUUUGGAUAUCUUUUGUUCCAACUUAUCUGAGCACUAAAGGAAAGUAUAUGGUUGCUGUGGAGAUCUUCUCCAUCUUAACUUCUAGUGCUUUGCUGGGCUGCAUCUUUUCCCCCAAAUAUUAUAUUAUCGCGUUCAAGCCCAACCUUAACAACAAGAAACAAUUGAUGAAUAGAAAAAUGAAAUGA